Molecule: messenger RNA, 696 nt
Organism: Brassica oleracea var. oleracea
Lineage: Eukaryota; Viridiplantae; Streptophyta; Magnoliopsida; Brassicales; Brassicaceae
Product: auxin-responsive protein SAUR40
Exons: 1
Coding region: 106-537 (143 amino acids)
Biological process (GO): response to auxin
Source: RefSeq, a predicted model, not a curated record
CAUAUACCGUCUCUGCCUCUGCGUGUGCCACUACUCUCUUAUAAUACAUUAAACCUACAUUCGCAUAAUUGUCCGUUUCUCUCUAUCCACUGUCUGAAACCAAACAUGAAGUCUCUGCUUCGCCGCUACUCACAAGUCGCCGAUUCCUCCUCUUCCUGCCACUCUUUUCCCUGCAACCAGAUUCUCCGCCGCCAUGUUCAUCACCCGACAUCGUUCUUGGUUAAACGAGCAUCCGUCCCAUCGAGCAUCCCUUCAGGACUUGUGCCGGUCGACGUCGGCGAGAAGAUGGAGCGGUUCUUGGUGAGUGCGGAGCUGCUUAACCACCCUGUGUUCGUCGGUUUGCUUAACCGAUCUGCUCAGGAGUACGGUUACGCUCAGAAAGGUGUUCUUCAUAUCCCAUGUAACGUCUUCGUGUUUGAGCGAGUCAUUGAGGCUCUCCGAUCUGGAACCUCUCAGUCUCGUGAUGUGUCGGAGCUUGUUGCAUCGUUAACAGGCGAUGAAGAUGUGUCUCUGUGGUUACCUGGAGUUACAGAGUAGCUGAUGGUUGUCCUUCUUGAUCUAUAGCCAAGGAUAUUUUUGUUUGAUCUUCUCCUUUUAUUGUACUGAUCAAAAAAAAUAUUUUUGAUGAUUGAUAAUGAGAAGUGUAUUUUCGGUUUCAUCUCCGAAUGUUCUUUUUAAUUCGAUAAGUAAAAUUAA